This is a messenger RNA of Apis laboriosa (Himalayan honeybee), 570 nucleotides long. It is a transcript of the gene B9d1, whose product is annotated as B9 domain-containing protein 1. Lineage: Eukaryota; Metazoa; Arthropoda; Insecta; Hymenoptera; Apidae. The coding region runs from base 1 to 570 and encodes 189 amino acids. The record is from RefSeq and is a predicted model, not a curated record. Gene Ontology annotation, biological process: cilium assembly. Gene Ontology annotation, cellular component: MKS complex. The transcript is spliced from 5 exons.
AUGUCGAUCGAGGGUGAAUUUUUCCUCUCAAUCACAGGAUCCAUCGAAUACGCGGAAUUUUACGACAUCGACAACGCCUACUGCAAAUAUGGAUUUCACUUUGGCCCGGAAUGGAGCGUGGUCGCGGGUAUUGAGGAGGGUUUGACACAGAUAUGCAAGUGCAGCGAUGACCCGCGAAAUCUGGCAGUUUGGAAUUUCCCGCUGGAAGUCACGUUCAAGAGUACUAAUCCCUAUGGAUGGCCCCAGUUAAUAUUGUCUGUUUAUGGGUUGGAUGUCUUUGGCCACGACGUCAUCAGAGGAUAUGGAGUGUGUCAUUUGCCGUUGAAAAUAGGUCACCAUGAGAAAAGGGUAUCCGUCUACGUGCCAGAAUCUUCAUCGAUGUUGCAACGUUUCGCAGCCUGGUUAACCGGAAGAAGGCCAGAACUAAUUGAUCCAACGAUAUUGGCCACGGGUGGUGGUAGAGAACUCACGCGCAUGAGAGUGGAGGGUAUUGUUACCGUAACGUUCAACGUAGUGCUGAAAGAUUUCUUCAAGUUGGGAUACAACAAUGGCGAUCAUCAAAAAAAAUAA